Molecule: messenger RNA, 390 nt
Organism: Quercus lobata
Lineage: Eukaryota; Viridiplantae; Streptophyta; Magnoliopsida; Fagales; Fagaceae
Product: phosphopantothenoylcysteine decarboxylase subunit VHS3-like
Exons: 2
Coding region: 1-390 (129 amino acids)
Source: RefSeq, a predicted model, not a curated record
AUGUUGGAUGAUCGUAUUAGUCAAUUGAUAACUAUAUGUCAGAAUAGGUCUGAAGGUACUUCUCGAGAGUUACCAAGUUUAAUUGAUAAUGUCAUGGCGAUUGUGAGAGCACUUCUUGGAGUGGAAAAUGAUUAUAAUGGUACUCAUGAGAGUGGCCAUUUUAUGGAACUAUUAAUGGAUGAGAAUUACAAAAAUUACUGUGAUGAUCAUAAUGGUGGUGAUUAUAACAAUGCUGACAAUAAUAAUGAUGGUGAUAACAAUGAUGAUGAUGAUGGUGAGAGUAGUGACAGUGAUGAUGACAGUGACAGUGAUUCUGAUGAUGAUGAUAGUAAUGACGAUUCUGAUGAGGAGUUUUACCAGCUUGUGGUAGUUACCUGUGAACAGUUGUGA